Molecule: messenger RNA, 2820 nt
Organism: Lodderomyces parapsilosis
Lineage: Eukaryota; Fungi; Ascomycota; Pichiomycetes; Serinales; Debaryomycetaceae
Exons: 1
Coding region: 1-2820 (939 amino acids)
Source: RefSeq, a predicted model, not a curated record
AUGUUUGAUAUCAAACUUCUACGGAACAUAUUCCUUGUCAUUUUAUUCAUAAACAUCUUUUAUUUUGUCAAAGUGUACCGACUAGAGGAGGAAAAACUUAAACAACUAGCUAUAGCUCAUGCUACUUCCAUAGAUUACACUACUGAUGAUCAAAUCGAAUAUGACAAAACCAAGGAUUAUCAUAUGUUGGAGCCAAAACAAAAGAUUUCAUAUCUACUAAAUAAAGUCCAUGAAAACCUGGAUAAUCGAUAUUGGUUAGCUGAUACUUCAGUUGAAAACCCAUCAGUUGUCAUAAAUCCACUUGAAUUUCUACCGCCUCGAGAAUACAAUUAUGUUGAAACGUGGCAAAACAAAUCAGAACUACAUUACGAACCGAGGUUCACUCUUGCUGUUUAUUUGGAUGAAUUGAAGCAUCAAUUAAGAUUGCAUAACCCUACUAAUGAGAAACUGAAAGAUCACUUGAUUCGAAUGCCUUUUGCUUGGUCUGAUUGGGUCGACUUAACCAUGUUGAAUGAGGAAAUUUUAAAGCCUAUUGAUGAACGUAGAACUUGUCAAUCUUUACAACUGCGUGCCAAUAAGAAAACCAAAUACCCUAAAUGGUGUAAGAACUUGGUUGAUUUGGAAGACGAAGAGGUUGAAGAAAUUGGUUUAUCAAGAGAUGAUAUGCCAGGAUUCAUCGUUCGAAGCUCACCCAUGAAUAAAGCCCAUCACAAAGAAGUAAUGUUGCAGGGGAAAGGUCACUUGCUAACGUCUCAAGAGAAUCCGAUUGCAAUGAUAUUCCUUACUAAAGAUGGAACGUAUGAAACACAAUUGAUGGGUCAACGUCAGAGGUUGGUGCGUACUGAUUUAUUUGAAAAAUAUCUACAACGUAGGAAUUUAGAUCCAAUGUCAGCUGACUUGAAAGAAAUUGAAAUGAAUCCACAGAUUGAAUUCAAAUCACUUCUUGAAACAGUACCAGCACGUCCCUUGAAUGAAGACGAUGAUAUCUACAAGAUGAGACAAAUCACUAGACAAAAAGAAUUCAACGCAUCAAGGGAAUUAUAUUUGGAUAAGGACGCUUUCCAUUACAAGCAAGAAGCAAUUGAUGAACAAAUUAGUGAUUACGAAGUCAGAUUAAACAAGAUCAAGGAGUCAGUCACCAAUGAGUUAAGAUACGAUCCAGCUGUAAUUGCACAAAAUAGAUUAAACCGACAUGAGAUAAAUCAUUAUAAUGGGUUAAAGACUGCAAACAAAUAUUCAGUUGAAAAAGAGCCAACGUAUUAUAAACUUGCCACUUUGAGAAAGGAUAAGAGUAAUAGUGACGCCGGGUGGCAUUACGAAUGGAGAUUUUUUAAUGGUGCUCUCAGGUAUAUCAAGGAUGAUACUUGGACUUUGGAACAAUUGGAAGUGAGAGAACAAAUCAUUCUUGAUAGGUUAUUGAGAAACUGGUUUAGAUUUGCUGAAGAAAAAGGGAUCAUUUCAUGGAUUGCCCAUGGUCCUCUUUUGUCUUGGUACUGGGAUGGUUUAAUGUUUCCAUAUGAUAUCGAUAUCGACAUUCAGAUGCCUAGCUCCGAAUUGAAUCGAUUAUCGGCAAAUUACAAUAUGACAUUAGUGAUUGAAGACGUUAGCGAAGGGUAUGGGAAGUACUUGAUUGAUUGUGCAACUUUUCUACACCAUAGAGAUGUUGCGAGAAAAGACAAUCACAUUGAUGCUAGGUUUAUUGAUAUCGAUACUGGUACAUAUAUUGAUAUUACCGGAAUUGGUAUCAACAAUGAGCAGCCACCACCAGAGUACGAUGGUUAUAUCAGAAACAAGCAACGAAAACAGGAAUCAGUUGAAUUGUAUAUGGAUAGGAGAAAGCAUUGGUUGAAUUUUGAGAAGAUUAGUCCCUUGCAUUACUCAAUGAUUGGUGGUGUUCCAGUGUAUGUUCCAAAUGAUAUCAUGUCGAUGCUAAACAAUGAAUAUUCAGCAGGUACUAGAUCGUACUAUUUCGGGGGUUACUACUAUGUUCCUUGCUUGAGAUUAUGGUUGCAAGUAAACAAGAUCAAACCAAUUUUCAAACCGGAGCAAUAUGAAGCAAAGACUAAAGUUCGUGAGCGCGAAAAGCUAACAGAAUUGAUUAAGAAUAUCGAUGAUGAAGGUAAAUUGAGACUUUUGGAAAUGCAUGAAGAUGUUUUGAUUGAGUAUUAUCUCACUCACAAGCUCACUUCAUUGCAUGAAAUUGAAAAGAAAUUUAUGCUUGAUCAUACAUUGCAACAACUGAUGUUUGAUUUACUGGAUAAAGUAGAGUAUCAUCAGUUGACAUCGCGAUUCAAGAUGGGUUCUCCUUUGAGAAAAAGCUUGUUUGAUUUUGAGUAUUUCGAAAGAUUUAAGCAUAUGAAGAAACCAGAGAUUCAAGUUGACAAUGUUGAAGCUGGUGAAGCCAACGUCUAUAUCGAAGGUCCGAUUUUGCAUUCAGCGUCAACACCAGGAGGAGAUGUUACCGUUGACAAUUCUCAAAAUCGAGUCAAUGAUGAGCAAGGUGAGGAAGCUGCAAGUGGGUAUGACAAUGAUGGCGGAGCCGACUUUGAUGACGAUGAUGAUCGAGGAGACUCGAACGACCCCGAUGAUAGAGACGAUUCACAACAGGCAGCAAAUCAGGCAAAUGAGAUAAAGAAAGCAGCUGCAGGAGGUGUUCAAAAUGCACAAGAAAGAGUAGUUGACAAUACACUCGAGGAAGGCAAAGAACUGUUUGAUGAUAGUGACAGAGCUGAAGAUUUGCCAGAGAUGGAUGGAAGAGGAGACUUGUAUGAUUCUGAGUUAUUUGGGGAUGACGUGGGUAUAGACAACAUAAAUAACUAA